Messenger RNA from Aspergillus luchuensis, 2163 nucleotides. It is a transcript of the gene GPI1, whose product is annotated as phosphatidylinositol N-acetylglucosaminyltransferase subunit Q/GPI1. Gene Ontology annotation, cellular component: membrane; endoplasmic reticulum. The record is from RefSeq and is a predicted model, not a curated record. Gene Ontology annotation, biological process: GPI anchor biosynthetic process. The transcript is spliced from 5 exons. The coding region runs from base 1 to 2163 and encodes 720 amino acids. NCBI's taxonomy places the organism in Eukaryota, Fungi, Ascomycota, Eurotiomycetes, Eurotiales, Aspergillaceae.
AUGCUCAUGAGCGAUGGGUUGCUACGGGUAUUUUGGCCAUACGAUCUUCCCCGGUCAUCGUCGCCAGGAGUGAUUGUUGGAUGGCGGAAUUCAGAGGUGGACUUUUUCGUUCUGACAGUCUUGGAAGAUGUGGAGCCCCGGAAUGUCGACAACGCUUUGCGGGCGGGGAUUCUUUUCCGCAAUAGUCCCCAUCCUAUCGUGCGCAUAUUCGCUCUAUGUGGACGUUCGGCUAUGCAUGUCCUAGGAUCGACUAAUUCGCCAGAUCCGCCAACGGCUUUCAAUCCGUCCCAUCUCUAUGUUACUACGAGUUCGUCAGGCAAGGUCCCUCGGAUCUUCUGUCCGCCGGAAACAAACUUGUCUGUCCAGGUUAUCAUGUUUCAUCGGCCCCAUCCUACCAGGAUGGAAUACAUGUCUUUGGAACCGAUCUCUUUGGCAUUGGGCGACAAGGUGUUUGGCUCGGAUAAGUCAGAUGCUGUAUCCGACAAGAUUGAUACCGAAGAGGAGUCGGACAAGGCUCAAGCUGGAAUGCUGGUGGAGAAGUUGAAGCUCCACACGGUGGUCAAGCAUGUUCCGUCGUCUAAAGAACAGGCCCUACCCCUCAUCAUCAACCAGGUCAACUGCGCUUAUGAGAUGGGGAAGCUUAUGGAGAAGAAUAGCCAUUUGGUAGGCAUCCGUGUCAAGAGAAGCAUGAGUGUGGGUGAGCGGGUUGUAGAAUCCGCUACUACGCUAUGGGAUCUGUUCGUUCUCGGCGUUUCCUAUGUCUUCUGGCAGUGGAUCUGGCCUGUAAUUACCCGCAUAUUCAUUGUUGGGCUUGUGUUCCAUCGCACGAUUGCAGAGAUUGUCCUGCAGAUUCUCGAAUGGCGCGCUCGUCCUGAUGCCGCUGCUCUGAAAGACAUAUCUGCGACAGCUCAGCAGGUGGAUAUUCGAUUACAGCAGUUCUGUUACUGGCCCAUACAAUAUGUGAAACUACGCCAGAGGAAAGAUAAUUGGGAGAGUGUGACUACGAGUCAUCCGGACUACAUUCGCUUCUACAACAGCUUGUGGCUUGUCGCCAACGAUGUGAUUAUUGGAAUUGCACUAGGGUCAUACAUUAUCGACAAUGCCAACUGGGUCGCCUUUCAGAUCAGUUUCAUCUUGACAGGCUAUACAGUGGAAGGGCUACAGGGUACUAUUUCCUGGCUCAUGGACUGGCCGGCUGGCCUUAAGCUCAAUAACGAACUCGCCGCGUUCUUGGGUGACCUUUUCUUGUGGGUCAUUGAAAAUUGGGCGGCUUGCAUCGCCAACUUGCAACCUUACCUACCACAUAUUAUUUACGUUGUCGGCUGUUCCAGUUUCGCCGGGGCAAGUAUGCCAAUUGCCCUGUUUUCCGACCUCAUAUCUAUCUUGACAGUGCAUAUCUACUCUUUCUACAUCGCAUCUGCCCGGAUUUUUAACUGGCAACUUACCAUCAUUAUCUCGCUUUUCCAUCUUUUCCGCGGCAAGAAGCGAAACGUGCUUCGCAACCGUAUAGAUUCAUGCGAUUACGAUCUUGACCAACUACUUCUUGGGACCAUCUUGUUCACCGUUCUUUUCUUCCUUCUACCCACAGUUAUCGUCUUCUAUCUCGCCUUCGCGAGCGCGCGGAUGUUGAUAAUUUCACUUAAGGCAGCUCUCGAUACCUGCUUGGCAUUCUUGAAUCAUUUCCCGCUUUUCGCACUGAUGCUCCGAGUCAAGGACUCACGGAGACUGCCAGGUGGGAUACGAUUCGAACUUCGUGAAGAGCACGACAAGGCCUCGACAAGCAAGUCGAGCGUCACUGUGCCUUAUAUUCACCUCGAGUCUAUCCCUCUUACUCUCCGUGCUAUGUUUGAUCAGUACUUCCAACUGGGUCAUCGCCUACGGAAACAUUAUCUUUCCCCACAAGUCAUCUUCUGCCUUGUGACUGGCCGCUUUGUGCCUCCUAUCCACCGCCGCAACCUGUACGGCAUGCAGUACAGCAUGCUUCCUGCGCGCCGGGCGAGCAUGACUGAGGUAUGGUCGAUGCUGACACAGCCUCGCAAGACCAGUAGUAGCAGCAGCAGUUCCUCGUCCAUGGUUGGAGGCAUGGGAACUGCAGCGAAUGGGAUACUGAAGGUUCCAGGGGCAUUUGGCCAAGGCGAACUGAGGAGGCGAGGGCAUCGAUAG